Messenger RNA from Leptosomus discolor (cuckoo roller), 390 nucleotides. Lineage: Eukaryota; Metazoa; Chordata; Aves; Leptosomiformes; Leptosomidae. The record is from RefSeq and is a predicted model, not a curated record.
AUGAUUUUGCCGCAUUGUAAAUCACUGAGUGAUGAAGAAAACCUGAAGCUGUUUGGGAAAUGCAACAAUCCAAAUGGCCAUGGACACAACUAUAAAGUUAUAGUCACUGUGCGUGGAGAGAUUGACCCAGUCUCAGGAAUGGUUAUAAACCUGACAGACCUGAAAGAAUAUAUGCAGGAGGCGAUCAUGGAACCACUUGACCACAAAAAUCUGGAUAAGGAUGUGCCGUACUUUGCUGAGGUUGUGAGCACCACAGAGAAUGUUGCAGUAUUCAUCUGGGAAAACCUCAAGAAGCUCCUGCCCAUGGGAACUCUUUAUAAAGUCAAAGUGUAUGAAACGGACCAGAACAUUGUUGUUUAUAAAGGAGAAGAAACAAUCUCUGAGAAGUGA